Molecule: messenger RNA, 2874 nt
Organism: Tuber melanosporum (Perigord truffle)
Lineage: Eukaryota; Fungi; Ascomycota; Pezizomycetes; Pezizales; Tuberaceae
Exons: 2
Coding region: 163-2874 (903 amino acids)
Source: RefSeq, a predicted model, not a curated record
GCGAUCUCCCUUUUCACCCGUCGCCUGCGCUCUACUUGAUUCCUGUCGAGCAUUCUGUCUCGUGCUCAACUUAUUCUGCGGCGCACUCCAUUCUAAUCAGCGCAAUAAUUGCGCCCCGGGACUAGUCCCCUUUUCGCCCGCACUCGUACCGACACUACUGCGAUGUACAAUCACCGGCGCGGUCGUUCUUCUUCCAGGCGACCGACACAGCCAACAUCCGCAGCACUUAUCGCAGCCACAGCGGUAUACCGACCGAACACCUCCUCCCUGGAUCCCCACCUCGCAGCCGCCGCCGCCGGAGCAGCUCUCCGCCAUGUCACCGUUACCCCGACUCCCCCAGGCACGAUACAAACGAAGCGCAUGCUUCAGCGCCGCGGGAGCUACUCCUCGGUAACACCACCAUCGGAUAGCGAGAAUGGACCACGGUGGGUACAGCGUAGUCACAGCACGAGUAGUUUGACAAGACGAAGGUUCCGGAAACCGAAACUGCCGCCCCCGACGUCUCCCCCGGCGCAGCAGCAAUAUCACCAACACUCUGGAGCAACAGGUACCCACCCUAGGAACGGAAAGGCUAGGGGAUAUUUUCCUUCAUCAUCAAGCGAUGAUGGCGACAGCGAGGAGGAUUCAAAUAUCUGGCGAUCGGCCUCUAUACGGAGCACAUCCAGCAAUCUGUCGUUCCCCUCGACACUCCGAGGCCCUACUAUGUCGGGCCAGAAACGCUCCAAGUCGAAACGUGCUCCACCAGCAAGAAGUAUGUUAUCUCGUGGAUCACUAAGGGAUUCCAAACCGGUUCCCCCGUCAUAUUUCGAAGGGUUUCGCCGAAGGUCACCCGAACCUGAUUUAACGGCGCAAACCAGGAGAAAAAAUCAACAGGCAAAUGAGAAUGUGUGUCAAGCGGAAUAUGCUGAGUCUGUCUGUAGCGCCACUGGAAGCGAGCUCGGAAGCAUUGCAGAGGAGGAUGGAGGGGGGGCUGCGGGGCGGAUUAUUAGAAAUAAUGCGCCUCCCAGGAUAGCGGAGGAGAGCAGUGAGGGUCAGGAUGAGACAUUUAAUUCCCGGCGGCCUAACAACAAAGUCCAUGAAGCCAGUUCUGUUCCAAGAGCCGCCACCCACACCACGUCAGCUUCCCCCACAAGAAAACGUAACUCCCAAAGUCGUCGCCGGGAGCGGUCACUCUCCCCAAGCAGAACCCAUUUCUCACUCAACACAACGGAGGACACGCCCACCAAGCACUCCCCCCCCCCAAGAUCAGUUUCCCCAGCAAAGAGUGCACUGAAACAUCAUCCAGCAUCACCACCUCCUGUUCCACCCGUCCCCGCGAAUACCCACCUGAAUAACCCCCCGUCCUCACCUUCCGGACGUAAAACCCGUGUCAGCUUCUCAGAUGAAGAUAGCGUUGCCAGCUUCAUUCAUAGCCGUGCGCCAAUAUCCACAGACUCCACCCCUCCGAUACCACCCGUAUUCGGGAGCAUCCGGAGAACAGGGCGGGGUGCCCCGCAAAAUGGGAAUGCUAAAAACACGAGGAACAAAUCACUCCCGCCAGCAAUAUACAGCAUUAGCCCUCCCCCGAGCAGUAGCUCUCAGGAAGACUUGCGGCUAGAGCAGCAUAGGGCGGACACAGCAGGUCCACCAGACGGACGGUUGGGGUAUACCCCGCCUGAGACAAAUCCUUCUAGUAGCGUCCUUGGGAGGUCUGUUCCGGAGUUGGUGGUUGUGAUCCCUACGCCUCUAGAGAAGGGUGAGAAUGAGGCGAUGGGUUCGGCGGCGCAGGCUCUUGAUGGUUUCCCAGCCGGCGAGUCUUCUUCUGCCAAUGCUGCUGCACCGGCUCGGGAGGACAUCGAUAGUGACAGCGACGGAGCAAGCAUAUACUCCGACGCCUACGACGAUUGCUCUUGCAAGGGUGCUCCAGUGCCUAGUAUCAUGCAAGUGGCCGGCUCGCAGGAGGCCCCUUCACCAUUACCACACGUCCCUCGUACGCAGCCACAACCAGGCACUAUCAACCCCCCGGAUCCUCAAAACGACACCCAAACUACCAACCCCCCAGAUCCUCAAAACGGCACUCAAACGUCACAAAAAAAUCCCACAAAAUCCCACAAAAGGGAAUCCCCACCCCUCCCGCCGGACUUCAUCCCCGGCUACACCUCCACCAUAUCCCCUUCUUCCUCUUGUCGCCCCCAAUCCCCCAUACGAACCCACUCCACCUCACCAUCUUCCUCGGAUACAGCAAGCAUGACCUCAAUAUCCUCCUUCAAACGAGUGCAUCCGCGCCAACCACGUACAGGCAUGCGCUCAACAAUGCGCUCCGACCCCCCCCCUUCCGCUCCCCGUGACCCCCACCAAAAGCCAGCACCCCUCCGCAAACAAAAGCGAAAACAAAUGAAGUCUACCCUCCGUGGCACCAGCCGCAUACCAGAUUCGUCCAACGAGGAUGAGGAAUACCGACGGCCCGCACUCCAAAGCUGCUUCGCAGGCUCUGACGAUGAAGAUUUUGCCAUUGGCCCGGGUGCUGGUGGGAAAGGGAAACUGAGGAGGAAGAGACCCAACCGCGGCGCCUUUCCCAAAAAAGAGAAGGAUAACGUGGGGAAGGUGAAGAAUGGCUUCUGGGCCAGGUUCGGGAAGAGCGAGAAGAAGGAUGAGCUCAAAGGGAAGGAACCGGGCGUGAUUGGAAGCAGAAGUGAGGGUGCGGCGCUAGCGGUGGCGGCAGCGGUAGAGGUACCUGAUGCUACGGCGAAUAACGCGGCGCUGGGAAGUAGAACCAUUAGGAAGCAGAAAACGUGGCCCGAAUCGGGGGUGAAGCCCGUCAGCGCUCAUACCAAGAGUCCGCCGCCAAGGGUAGAGGAGAAGAAAGGGUGGAGGAGGCUUUUUGGCAAUGGGUAG